Messenger RNA from Cyprinus carpio (common carp), 2115 nucleotides. Its product is annotated as RUS family member 1-like. The coding region runs from base 244 to 1551 and encodes 435 amino acids. NCBI's taxonomy places the organism in Eukaryota, Metazoa, Chordata, Actinopteri, Cypriniformes, Cyprinidae. The transcript is spliced from 15 exons. The record is from RefSeq and is a predicted model, not a curated record.
AAACACGGAAGCGUGAUACGUGGGACCUAUGCGUGGGACGCUGGUGAGGUGGGCGAUUCCAGUCAAAUCUACUGAAACCGCAAGCUACAGCGCAACACCUGCACGUAUUUGUAAUUUACGAAUCUACACAGCGUGACAACAUACAGAAAACUCCAUUGCAUUAACAAAAAUAUAUUUUGCUAGAUAAUGUGCAUGAGGUGCAAUGUGUGAGACUGCUGUUACAGUUGAGUGUGAAAAUUCAAAAUGGCAGAGAUGGAGGACGGUGAAGGGGUGGUUGCCACAGAGCGCUAUGGCUCACAGGAGUCAUGGAGAUACUUCCUGAAGGAUGGGAGGAUGAAGAGACAGAGGGAUGCGGUGGGCGGCAGACUGGCGAGAAAUUCAGUCUCUGGCGUGUUUCAAAGUGUCUUCCUGCCACAGGGCUAUCCUGAGAGUGUCAGCGAGGAUUACCUUCAGUAUCAGCUCUGGGACACUGUGCAGGCAUUUUCCAGCUCUCUGUCUGGCACACUUGCCACUCAGGCUUCACUGAGGGGUGUUGGGGUUGGAAAUCAAGAAGCAACAGUUGCAGCAGCUACAAUAACAUGGUUGCUUAGGGAUGGAACUGGGAUGCUGGGAAGGAUACUUUUUGCUUGGCUCAAAGGGAGCAAGUUAGAUUCUGAAGCCAAAAAAUGGAGGCUCUUCGCUGACAUUCUUAAUGACGUGGCGAUGUUCAUGGAGAUUGCAGCCCCUCAUUUCCCUCCGUUUUUCACUCUAAUCGUCUGCAUUGCUGGGAUAUUUAAGUCCAUUGUAGGAGUCGCUGGUGGAGCAACAAGAGCUGCCUUAACUGUCCAUCAAGCUCGCAGAAACAACAUGGCUGAUAUCUCCGCCAAAGAUGGGAGCCAGGAAACCCUGGUGAACCUGGCAGGACUGCUGGUCAGCCUGGCACUCAUCCCGCUCGUAACAGAUAACCCAUUGCUGACGUUCAUCCUGUUCUUCCUGUUCACUGUUCUCCACCUGUUUGCCAAUUACAAAGCUGUUCGUUCUGUUGUUAUGGAAACGCUUAACGAGGCUCGCUUGUCCAUAGUCCUUCAUCGGUACCUGCUUGAUGGUCAACUGCUCAGUCCAGCGGAGGCCAAUCAGAAGGAGCCUGUGUUCUUGUCGCUCAGAAGGACAGUUCCCAUAAAGUUGGGUGUGAGGCUUGGAGACAUUGUUCAAGAGCCAGGAGAACUGCAGCUGGCGCUGAAGAACAACAGCAAACCGUAUCUCAUUGGAAUCAAAAAUGGUACUGUGUGUGUGUGUCUGGGAAGCGAUGCUUCAGUGCGUGAUGAAAUCAUGGCAGCAUGUCAGGCCUUGUGUCUUCGUGCUGUGCUGCACGAUCAUUCCUCUCUGAGCGGUGCGCUCAAGCAGCUCUCAAACACUAAGGACCCAUGGGAGCUGGUGUCACAGAGUCAUAAGAUGGUUAAUCAGAUUUUCCAGACAUUCCUAAAAGAACUGGAUCAAGCAAAGUGGCACACAGACCAGACACUACUGGACUGGAACGAGUGGCGUGUGGAAUGGAGCAAAAAGAGAAGCUGAAGAAAAUUUAGCAAGAACUAGAGGAUGGAUGUUUUGGUUUCGACUGAUAUUCACUUUGAAACAUCUGUCAGUUUUAAAAGAUUUGAAGAGCUGAAAGUUUGCAGAUGUAUGCAAGUGUCUUAAAUAUACCAUACAAAUAAAAACAAAGAGGAGCGAAUCAUGUAUUCCUAUACUCUAGAGGGUUAUGCUUCUCUUUAAAAUUUUGGGGUCAGUAGUUUUUUAGUGACUAACUGCAUUCAACAGUGAUAAGAAAAGCUUCUCAAGUGAUUUCUGAAGGAUCAUGUAAUGCUGAAGACUGGAGUGAUGGCUGCUGAAAAUUCGGCUUUGCCAUCACAGGAAUAAAUUACAUUUAGAUUAUAUUUAAACAGAAAAUUGUUAUAAUUUCACACUAUUACUGUUUUACUGUAUUUUUGAUCAAAUAAAUGCAGCCUUGGUAAAAACAAGAGACUGCUUUCAAAAACAUUUUAAAAUAUCUUACCAACCCUGAACGUUGAAACAGAAGUGUAUGUGUUUUUGUACAUGUUUUAAUAAUAAAAAAAGCCACACAAAUGAAUAAAAGAACAC